Haliotis rufescens (red abalone) is the source of this 409-nucleotide messenger RNA. Its product is annotated as xylosyltransferase oxt-like. The transcript is spliced from 3 exons. Bases 101 to 409 code for a protein of 102 amino acids. The record is from RefSeq and is a predicted model, not a curated record. Gene Ontology annotation, cellular component: plasma membrane. NCBI's taxonomy places the organism in Eukaryota, Metazoa, Mollusca, Gastropoda, Lepetellida, Haliotidae.
AUUUGUGUCAGGUUGCCCCAACCUCGCCGUCGUAUCUGUACACAAAACAAGUGCAAAGUCUAAACUAGGCUACAUAUGCAUUUCUUCAGCCGUUUCAAUAAUGCAGUGCGCUGUCACAGCAGGCUGUGUAGAAUACAUGGGAUGUUACCGUGAAGACGGCAAUAGGAUGCUCGGUGCUGUUUGGCGUCAAGGGGACACAAUGACCCAUGGGUUGUGUUUCAAGCUGUGCUCCAGAGGUGGUCACAAGUAUGCAGCAUUGCAGAUCUCCAAGCAAUGCUUCUUUGGAGAUUCCAUCAACAUAUUCAGAUAUCCAAAGAAACCGGAAAGUGACUGCAAUCGACCUUGCAGGGGAAACACAAGUGAGAUGUGUGGCGGGACUUGGAAAAAUUCCCUUUACAUGUUGUUCUAA